Eutrema salsugineum is the source of this 1311-nucleotide messenger RNA. RefSeq lists its product as uncharacterized. The record is from RefSeq and is a predicted model, not a curated record. Lineage: Eukaryota; Viridiplantae; Streptophyta; Magnoliopsida; Brassicales; Brassicaceae. The transcript has a single exon. Bases 1 to 1311 code for a protein of 436 amino acids.
AUGGCAUCUUCCUCAAACAACGAUUAUGAUGAUGAUUUUGAAGACGCGUUUGAUGGCAUAUUUGAUCAAAAAUUUGACGAGGCUGUCCAAGAAGUUCUAGACCGUCAAACAAGAGCAAAGCAGAAGAAGAAGCGUGCGUACAUUGAAAGGGAACGCGAACAAGGCCACAACCGUCUGUGGAAUGAUUAUUUCGCUGAAGAUGCAACAUAUCCUCAUCAUCUUUUCCGUCGCCGUUUUAGAAUGAACAAGGACUUGUUCUUGCGCAUUGUUCAUCGCCUAUCUACUGAAGUUCCAUACUUUCAACAAAGAAGAAAUGCGGCUGGCAGAUUUGGUCUUUCCGGUUUACAAAAAUGUACAGUAGCUAUCCGUAUGAUGGCAUACGGUUGUGCGGCUGACGCAUUUGACGAAUAUCUUCGUCUAGGUGCAAGUACUGCGUUGUUAUGUUUGGAAAACUUCACUGAAGGAAUAAUUAAUUUGUUUGGUGAUGAAUACUUGAGAAGACCCACUCCAGCCGAUCUCCAACGCCUCCUCGAUGAAGGACAAUCACGGGGAUUUCCCGGGAUGAUUGGAAGUAUUGAUUGUAUGCAUUGGGAGUGGAAGAAUUGUCCAACCGCUUGGAAAGGACAAUAUACGCGUGGUGCUGGAAAACCGACAAUCGUCUUAGAGGCAGUAGCAUCCUACGAUCUUUGGAUCUGGCACGCGUUCUUUGGGCCUCCAGGUACAUUAAACGAUAUUAAUGUACUUGAUCGUUCACCUGUUUUUGAUGACAUAUUACAAGGUCGAGCUCCAAAAGUGCACUACUGGGUUAACGGAAAUGAAUAUCGUUUGGCGUACUACCUUACGGAUGGCAUUUAUCCUAAAUGGGCAACUUUCAUCCAAUCAAUCUCACUUCCUCAAGAUCCUAAAUCUACGUUAUUUGCUACACGUCAAGAGGCAGUCCGCAAAGACGUCGAACGUGCUUUUGGAGUUCUCCAAGCUCGGUUUGCGAUUGUAAAAAACCAUGCUCUUUUCUGGGAUAAAGAAAAAAUUGGCAAGAUUAUGCGAGCGUCAAUCAUUUUGCACAAUAUGAUUGUGGAAGACGAACGAGGUACCCACACUUUAGUAGAUACAACACAAUUUGAUCAAGUUGAAGGAACUAGAACUUCACAUGUGGAUAUGACAUAUUCUACAAAUAUGUCUACAAAUCUGAACAAUGUGAUCAGCGAUCGAAUUCAAAUCCGAAAUGAAGUUCGGGAUAGGACAAUGCAUCUUCGAUUGAAAGCCGAUUUAGUGGAACAUAUCUGGACCAAAUUUGGUACUUUUGAUAUUUAG